Molecule: messenger RNA, 1745 nt
Organism: Penaeus indicus
Lineage: Eukaryota; Metazoa; Arthropoda; Malacostraca; Decapoda; Penaeidae
Product: fibrous sheath CABYR-binding protein-like
Exons: 2
Coding region: 48-1091 (347 amino acids)
Source: RefSeq, a predicted model, not a curated record
GCGAGGAGACACAGCCCACCUCGGUGCCUCCUCUACACACAGACGUCAUGAAUGCUCUUUUGGUGAUAUCGGCGUGCGUAUGCGCGGCCUCAGGCCUCCCGCAGUACUACCCGUAUACUGCUUCGGGAUACGCCGCCGUUGCACCGAUCGUAGCUCCAGCCCCCGAAGUGACGUACGAAUACAACGUGAUCCCAGACACCGCGCCCGCUCCCGAGGCCCCCGCGCCCCAGGUGUACGCGGCGGUCGCACCCUACGUCCCUACCGAAUACAAGACGCAGUAUCACUCCCAGGAUGAGCUCGGUCAGUUCGCCUUCGGCCACGCCUCCGCUGGACAGGCCCAUUCCGCCAGCAGGGAUUACACGGGAGCCGUGCGCGGAUCCUACACGUACAUCAACGCCGAGGGCAAGGAGGUCGUCGCACACUACAUCGCUGAUGCCGGCGGCUUCCGCAUUUCCUCCAACGCCCUGCCCGUCGCCCCCACCUUCACUGGAGAGGCCCCCGUCGCCCCCGAGUUCAACCUCGAGGCUCCCGUGUUCGACUUGGAGGUGGCGAAGGACACUCCCGAGGUGGAGGCUGCCAAGGCCGAGCACUUCCGCUUGGUAGAAGAGCACAAGGCCGCUGUGGCAGCUGCCCUGGCUCAGGCCGAAGCCGAAGAAACUGAAACCGAGGCUCCUGCUGCUGAAGAAGUCGUGGAGGCUGUAGAGGAGGCACCCGAAGAAACCGUAGAAGCUGCUGAAGAAGCACCUGAAGAAACCGUAGAAGCUGCUGAAGAAGCACCUGAAGAAACCGUAGAAGCUGCUGAAGAAGCACCUGAGGAGGCAGCCGUGGAGGAGGCCGAGGAAACAACCGAGGCUGCUCCUGAGGCUGCAGAAGAGACCGCCGAGGAGGAGACCGCAAGUCGCCGUAAGCGAAGCGUGUUUCUCGGCAACCAGGUGGUCUUCCCAGAGUUCUACAAGGCCGUGCCCGUAGAGCCAGUGACAGUCAAAGUCGAGGCAACAGCUGCACACCCAGCAAUUGCUCCCGUGCGCGAUGCUGAGCUCCUGCGCGUUGUGCACAACCCCGGACACGCUGUUGCCUAUCGCGUCUACUAAGAGCCUUCUUGAUCACUGGACUUUUGCCCAAAUUUACUUAUCAUACAAUAUCUGCCGUGGGUAUUACAUUGACACUUGGUGAUUAGAUUCUGUAUCUUUCUCUGUCACACCUCUUCAAAACAUAAUUAGUCAAUCACAUGUAAAUAAAGAAAUCAGUUUUGUAAUUACUAUAUCUAACAUGAAAAAAAACUAUAACCAACACAACUGUAACAGAUAAAACGAUUACCCUAAAAAUAUAAUUGAAGAUCACCACACGCAUCCAUUCAUUACCUGCUCCCAAAGUAGACUUCCUAAAUCUGAAAAUCUGAUAUCAAACCCACAAAAAUUAAUCGUUACCUCCGCAAGUGCCAUUCCUACCUCACUUCACUUCACUCAGUGUGCUAGCACGCUAAUCUUCGGCUGCUUCAUUGCUUGGGUAUAUUAAUAUCUUGUCAUUUCUAAUCUCUUCGAAUUUUAUACUAAAUAUCCUUUGUAUAUGCCAACUCUACACACACACGCGCGCGCACACACACACACACACACACACACACACACACACACACACACACACACACACACACACACACACACACACUCUCUCUCUCUCUCUCUCUCUCUCUCUCUAAGGGAUAUUUUGGACUGCAAAGGCAACCAUAAAAUUAAAACCAGCAUUAA